UUUCCGGUGCGCGGAGCGAAAACCCGGAAGUAAAGUAGUGCUACGGAAAAGUAUGUGGUUUGAGCCGCUUUAUAUUGUAACGAAAGUUUGGCAAGAAAGCGACCACAGACUUAAAAACUCGUAUAAUUCAUAAUCCUGAGAGUAUUAGUGCAUUGAAUAAGUUGAUAUGCUUCCAUUAUCUCUUCUGAAAACAGCACAGAACCAUCCAAUGCUGGUGGAACUGAAGAAUGGGGAAACAUACAACGGUCAUUUGGUCAGCUGUGACAACUGGAUGAACAUCAAUUUGCGAGAAGUCAUCUGCACCUCCCGGGAUGGAGACAAGUUCUGGAGGAUGCCUGAGUGCUACAUCCGUGGAAGCACCAUCAAAUAUUUGCGCAUCCCAGAUGAAAUCAUCGACAUGGUUAAAGAUGAGGUGGUGUCCAAGGGCCGCGGCAGGGGAGGCAUGCAGCAGAACAAGCAGCAAGGAAAGGGCAGAGGAGGCGGUGCAGGCCGAGGUGUGUUUGGCGGACGUGGAAGAGGCAUGCCAGGUGCAGGCCGUGGACAGCAGCAAGACAAAAAGCCUGGAAAACAACAGGGUGUCAAAAACCAGCACUAAGCACACACAUACACGGCAUCUUGGGCGUCUCCAAAAGUCUUUCACUGGCUUUUGGUGUGUUCUCUGGAUGUAGACCGUUGGCGGCUAACUUGUCAUUGCUUUAUAAAAUGUUUUCCCUUCCCAGAAUCUGAUUUUAAUGCAUCAGUUUAAUUACGGUGCAGAUUUAACCAUGUCGAUGAUUUCAUAAAUCUGCACCGUAAUAAAAUGCUUUUUGCAUCACCUGUAGUAGAAGGAGUUUUGUAAUAAGAUAAAACAUGUUUUUUGAUUGGAUACAUUUUUGUGUAGUACAUGUGAUUUGUAAACAAGGGGAUUUGUUUGAUGUUCUUAGUUUCAUACACAUGCACCAGAAAAAUAUUUUUUGAAUGUUUGGAUGCCCUAGAUAUUUGCAAUUUUAAGUUGAAUACUUCAUAUACAGUAUGGCAUCUAUGUAAAAAAAAGAAAAGAAAGUAUUUUAUUUUCACUUUAAGUUUUUGGUUCUGGGUUUUGGUUUCUGUUUUUACCACCUAAUUUGUCUGUUUUCAUUUUGCUUUAGAUAUGCGGAUAUGCUGUAAAUUAUGUGCAGUGGUCAAUAAACACUUUUUUUGUUA
Molecule: messenger RNA, 1182 nt
Organism: Electrophorus electricus (electric eel)
Lineage: Eukaryota; Metazoa; Chordata; Actinopteri; Gymnotiformes; Gymnotidae
Gene: lsm4
Product: LSM4 homolog, U6 small nuclear RNA and mRNA degradation associated
Biological process (GO): nuclear-transcribed mRNA catabolic process; mRNA splicing, via spliceosome
Molecular function (GO): RNA binding
Source: RefSeq, a predicted model, not a curated record